Misgurnus anguillicaudatus (oriental weatherfish) is the source of this 4215-nucleotide messenger RNA. RefSeq names its product toll-like receptor 8. The record is from RefSeq and is a predicted model, not a curated record. Gene Ontology annotation, biological process: defense response to virus; positive regulation of interleukin-6 production; toll-like receptor signaling pathway. Lineage: Eukaryota; Metazoa; Chordata; Actinopteri; Cypriniformes; Cobitidae. Gene Ontology annotation, molecular function: protein binding; pattern recognition receptor activity. Gene Ontology annotation, cellular component: plasma membrane.
UGGUCACUUUACUGAGCCACCAACCAUUGAGCUAUAACAAGAAAAAACAACUUUUGCAUUUUAUUAAACAAAUGUUGUUGUGGUGAUUAAAGAGAAUCAGAAAAGUUUACAGUCAUCUGCAUGUGGACUGGCAGGUGUCAAUCACUUCACCCACAUGCUUCACUUCAUCGCUGAUAAAAGUCUGCCAGUUACAGCCAAACUUCCCUUUUCUCAAAUGCAGUCGUGUGUACGUUGAAGCACGCGUCUUAUUUUGUGCUUAAGCUUUGCACAGCUUGCACGGGAACUAUAAAUAGACAUUGCUAUCAUGAUCUCUGUGUCGUGCUGCUUUAAAUUCAGCUGUUGGCUGAUUCUGGCAUUAAACAUUAAGCUUCUUCUGUGUCAGAUAAGUAUGAGGACUCUGAAGACGUCACCCUGUGAUAUACAUGAAAAUCUAACGGAGAUGACGGUGGAGUACGACUGUCACAGCCGUCGGCUGAGAAAAAUGCCUAUUUUAAUAAAAAACACCACGAGCCUCGAUCUGUCCGAGAACAAGAUCAAAAACUUAACAGCAAGAGAUUUGCAAGACCUGGUAAACCUGACCCAUCUUAAUCUCAACUGGAUGAACAAGAAUCAAAAGGUCGCUGUUGCCUUUGAGGUUUUUUCCAAUUUCACCAAUCUCCAGAUAUUAGAGAUGAACGGCAUCGGCCUAAACAAAAUACCUAAAACUCUUCCCAAGAACCUGCGAGAACUCUGGUUGGUCGAAAACCAAAUCACUUUGUUAAACAAGAUGAUGUUCUUGCACAUAAAAAACCUGACACGUCUUUAUCUUUCAAAGAACUGCUACUACUGGAAUCCUUGUUUGAGGAAUUACAGGAUUGAAAACGGAAGUUUCUCAGCCCUCACCAGACUGAAACAUCUCACUUUGUCUUAUAAUAAUUUAACUCAUGUGCCCACAGGACUGCCCAUUAGCUUACGAACGCUAGAGCUCGCUUCCAACAGAAUAUCCCGCAUCGGAGAGUACGAUUUCCAAGGACUCAAAAACUUGUCCAGUCUUAAAAUCCAAGGAAACUGUCCUAGAUGUAAUAAUGCUCCCUAUCCAUGUGUUCCCUGUGAUAAUGGCUCUAUUGAAAUCCAUCCGCAAGCAUUCGCUAACCUCGAAGAGCUCAGUUUACUACAUCUUGCAGGAAAUUCAAUUAGUUCGCUCGAUGCCAAUUGGUUUAAAAACCUUUUAAAGCUCGAGAAACUUUACCUUUCCUUCAACUUUUUGAUAGGUGCUAUUAGUAAUCCAAUUUUUAUGAGUAACUUACCACUACUAAAAAAACUGGAUCUGUCUUUUAAUUAUGGUCUGAAGAGUUAUCCCGAAACUGUUGAACUAUCGAGCAGUUUCUCCAACUUGACCUCGCUUGAGAUUUUGCACAUUCAGGGUUUGGUUUUUAAAAGCAUCGAAGAAAAUACCUUGAGUUCUUUGUUUGGCCUACAAAAUCUUUCUGUGUUGGAUGUGGGUAUCAAUUUUAUCGUAUCUGCAGAAUCCAACAUAUUUUUAAAGUUUCAAAAUUUGAAACUGCUCUAUCUUUCGGAAAACAGACUUCACCCGGGGACGACAAACAAGCAACACAAGGCCGAAGAAGCAUACAAAGAUUUCAAAUCGUCUUUUUCGGUGCCCCCUUUGACGGAAUACAACAGACGUCAAAAGGAGCAUGUAUUUGAGGUUGCAACCAGACUCGUGAAACCCGAGUGUUUCGCUGCCGGUCGCGUGUUGGAUCUAAGUCGAAAUAACCUUUUCUUCAUCUCUCCUGAACUGUUUAAGGGAUACGGGAACAUUUCUUGCCUUAAUCUCUCCAGUAACGGUUUCGCCGCAGCUCCGAAUGGAACUGAAUUCACUUCGCUUCCGGGACUCAAAUAUCUCGAUUUGUCCUUUAACAAAAUCGACUUGGCUUAUAAUUACGCCUUCACAGAGUUACAAAGUCUCGAAGUGCUAGACCUUAGUUACAACCCUCAUUAUUUCACUGUACAAGGGGUCACACACAAUUUGAAUUUCCUCGAAUAUUUGCCCUCUUUAAAGGUUCUGAACAUGAGUUAUAAUAGCAUUAAUACGCUAACCACCAAAACCAUGUCCAGUCGGUCUCUCCAGGAGCUACAAUUCCAGCACAAUGACCUGGGAAAUUUAUGGAGGGUGAAAGACAAAACGUACACCCGGCUUUUCCAAAACUUGACCAAUUUGACCUAUCUGGACAUAUCGUAUAACUUUAUUGCCAAACUCCCAAAUCAGGUUGUCACGAACCUUCCCAAGAGCAUUCAAAAACUGAGAAUAAGCCGCAAUCAUCUGACACGUGUUAACUUGUCAAUUUUCAGACCUUUUAAACAGCUCCAAAAACUUGUUUUAAGCUACAAUUACAUUGAAUCCAUAUCUGGGAAUAUCUCAGAGGAUGUACCCUCUUUAGAGUUCCUUGAUCUUCAUAAAAACAGGAUAUCCGAGCUCUCCAAUGGAUUUCUAAUAGGGGCGGUGAAUCUCAAAGUGCUGGAUCUCAGUAACAAUAACCUGAUAACCGUCAACCAAUCCACAUUUCCACCCGACAGCGAGGUCUACCUGGACACGCUCUGGCUCAGCGGUAAUCCCUUCCACUGCACCUGUGAUUUACUUGAACUGGUUCUGUGGAUAUUUGACACCAAGGUGUAUAUACCGAGACUGAUGACGUCUGUGACCUGCGCCGUGCCCGAAGACAGAAGCGGACAGCCGGUUGUUCUCUUUGACAUCAAGGAGUGCAUCGACGACCAGGUGGCUUUUCUGGCAUAUUUCUUAUCUGUCGUCGUAAUAAUCUUCACCACGGUUGUAGCUCUCGCUAUGCACAUGUUUUAUUGGGACGUUACGUAUACCUUUUACUAUUUAAAGGCUAGAUUGUCUGGGUAUCAGUAUCUGAGCUCCGAAAGCUCCAUCUAUGACGCAUUCAUCACGUAUGACACCAGAGAUCCGCACGUGUCCGACUGGGUCCUCAACCACCUGCGGGUGCAGCUGGAGGAGCACGGCGAACGCUUCCUGCCCAUUUGCCUGGAGGAGCGCGACUGGACUCCAGGUUCACCCAUCAUGGACAAUUUGAAUCAGAGCAUCCAGCACAGUCGUAAGACGGUGUUCGUGCUGACGGAAAACUACGUUAACAGCGGCUCCUUCAAGAUGGCCGUCUUUCUUGCUCAUCAGCGCCUCCUGGAGGAUAAUCAGGAUGUGAUCGUGCUGUUGUUGUUGGAGCCUGUCCUGCAGUACUCACAUUUCCUGCGGCUGCGCAGACGACUGUGCGGACACAGCAUCCUCGAGUGGCCACGCUCGCCGUCUGCAGAGGCUUGGUUUUGGCAAUCUCUCCGGAAUGCAAUACGCGUGGAUAACCAGGCGAUGUACAGCGACCUCUACAGCAGAUAUUUUACCACUAAGUAGAAAAACAAACCAUAAGAAUAUGCUGUAUUCUUUACAAAUUAGUCUGCAAAUGUGAAUAUAAUGUGAAUAUAAUUAAUUUGCUGAUGUCUUCCUCUAUUAGACAUACACAAGAGAUCUAUCAAGGUCAUAAGACUUUUUAAGAUGUCAAAUAAAUAUAUGGUGCCCUCAGAGUAUGUAUGUGAAGUUUUGGCUCAAAAUACCUCACAGAUUUAUCAGUUUAUUAUAACAUGUUCAAAUUGUUACUUUGUAGGUGUGAGCAAAAUGUGCCGUUUUGGGUGUGUCUUUUAAAAUGCAAAUGAGCGGAUAAAGCAAACACUGAUCACCAUAAUGGUGGUUUGUUGAAAUUAAAAUCAAUUGUGGUGUUAAUUAUUUUUUCUCUCUCUGCACUAAAUGUCAGUGCUGUGGUUGGAUAGUGCAUAUUAAUGGGCGGUAUUAUUAUAAUAAGAUCCCAUUUUCACAUUUUCUAGGUUAAUAGAAGCACUUGAGACUCAAUUAUAGCAUUUAAAAAAUGGAAAAAACUGUAUAUAUAUUACCUGUUCUGUGCUGUUGAUGUUUGUUUUAGCUGACAGAGGUUAUUAAAGUGUAAGAUUAGCAAAACCUUUUUAGUCAUUCAGAGAGACAACAGUAGGUAGUCCAUGAUUAAUAGACAGAUGCUGAAUUCUGUAAGAUCUGUGAAAGAGUUGUAUAUACUUUAAUGAUUACAGGACAGCUGGGGGGACUUUACCACAAGGGCAUGUAGAGAAGUUAAUAGCUGAUUCACUAAUGUAGAUAUAUUUUACUUGUAUAAUCGAAUGUAUUAAUAAAUGAAUUAU